Musca vetustissima is the source of this 1458-nucleotide messenger RNA. RefSeq names its product putative alpha-L-fucosidase (gene Fuca). The record is from RefSeq and is a predicted model, not a curated record. NCBI's taxonomy places the organism in Eukaryota, Metazoa, Arthropoda, Insecta, Diptera, Muscidae. Gene Ontology annotation, cellular component: lysosome. Gene Ontology annotation, molecular function: alpha-L-fucosidase activity. Gene Ontology annotation, biological process: glycoside catabolic process; fucose metabolic process. Bases 1 to 1458 code for a protein of 485 amino acids. The transcript has 8 exons.
AUGCAGAACAUUUUUGCGGUAGCAAAUUCAAAGAAGUAUCGUACCAAAUAUGAACCAAAUUGGGCAAGUUUAGAUAAAAGGCCACUACCGACAUGGUAUGAUGAGGCAAAGGUUGGUAUUUUUAUACACUGGGGUGUGUACUCAGUACCAAGUAUGGGCUCCGAAUGGUUUUGGACCGAUUGGAAAAAUUUAAAAUACAAAAAUUAUAUUGAAUUUAUGGAUAAGAAUUAUAAACCCGGCUUUUCUUAUCAAGAAUUUGCAAAUGAUUUUAACGCUGAACUUUUUAAUGCCACCCAGUGGGCUCUCUUGUUUCAAGACAGUGGUGCAAAAUAUGUGGUAUUGACCAGCAAACAUCAUGAUGGUUAUUGUCUUUGGCCAUCGAUGCAGUCAUUUGGUUGGAAUUCCAUGGACGUAGGACCUAAAAGGGAUAUUAUUAGAGAACUAGCCACAGCAAUACGCCAAAACACUAAACUGAAAUUUGGCCUCUAUUAUUCCCUGUUCGAAUGGUUUAAUCGUUUGUAUAUCAAGGAUAAGCUACACAUAUUCCUUACCCAAGACUAUGUAAAUCAAAAAGCCCGCCCUGAACAAAUGUAUCUGGUGCAAGAAUAUUUACCGGAGAUAAUUUGGUCAGAUGGUGAUUGGGAAGCUCCAGCAAAAUAUUGGAAAUCUGAAGAAUUUAUAGCCUGGCUCUACAAUGAUAGUCCGGUGCGCGAUACUGUGGUAACAAAUGAUCGCUGGGGCAUUGGCACCGCCUGCUUACACGGAGAUUUCUAUAACUGCAAGGAUCGUUACAAUCCUGGUGUGUUGCAAAAACACAAAUGGGAAAAUGCAUUUACAUUGGACAAAAGCAGCUGGGGUCAACGUUUCGAUUUGACUUUAAAAGACUUUAUGACCAGUGAAGAGGUGAUACACGAAGUUAUUACCACUGUCAGUUGUAAUGGUAAUGUCCUCAUCAAUGUGGGUCCAACAAAAUAUGGUACAAUAUUACCAAUUUUCGAAGAACGUUUACGAGAUUUGGGACAAUGGCUGAAGGUGAAUGGUGAGGCAAUUUAUGCCACCACGCCAUGGUCUCAACAAAAUGAUACAAUAACACCGGGCGUUUGGUAUACAAGGAGUAAGGAGGACGUGCAGGACAAAAUUGUUAUUUAUGCCAUGGUAUUAGAGUAUCCAUACGACAGCAACAGUUUGAAUAUUUAUCCAUGGGGAAAUCAAUAUCACGAUGGCCCAGACGUACACUUGGUUGGUCUUGAUCUAUUGAAUAAUAAUAUUUCUUCAAUUGUUAUGCUGGGUAUGGAGGAUACAGAUAUUAAGUGGGAGUUAAAUGGUUCCAUCAUUAGUAUUCAAUUUCCACCCAAACAUCAUAUUGAUAAAAAUGGUUUAAAAUAUGCUUGGACAUUUAAAAUUUCGAAACAUGGUCUUUCAGAUUGGAUGAGUUACGCACAAGAGCGACGCGCCUAG